AUGUCUAGCAGAAGAUCCCAGUCGACGCAGCCAGGAGUUUCCAGGAUAAGCGAUGAACAGAUCGCUGAUCUUGUAUCCAAGUUGCAGCAGCUUAUCCCUGAAAUUCGCACUCGACGUCGUUCAGACAAGGUAUCGGCUUCAAAGGUCUUGCAGGAGACUUGUAACUACAUUAGGAGCUUACACAGAGAGGUCGAUGAUCUGAGUGAUCGACUAUCGGCGCUUUUGGAGUCGACAGACGGUGAUAGUGCUCAAGCAGCCAUAAUUAGAAGCUUGCUAAUUAAACUAGUGUGGAGUAACUGGAGUCCAUAA
Molecule: messenger RNA, 309 nt
Organism: Fraxinus pennsylvanica
Lineage: Eukaryota; Viridiplantae; Streptophyta; Magnoliopsida; Lamiales; Oleaceae
Source: the annotation of a GenBank genome assembly